Penicillium paradoxum is the source of this 894-nucleotide messenger RNA. RefSeq names its product histidine phosphatase family protein. Gene Ontology annotation, cellular component: cytoplasm. The record is from RefSeq and is a predicted model, not a curated record. The transcript has 4 exons. Gene Ontology annotation, molecular function: phosphatase activity. NCBI's taxonomy places the organism in Eukaryota, Fungi, Ascomycota, Eurotiomycetes, Eurotiales, Aspergillaceae. Bases 1 to 894 code for a protein of 297 amino acids.
AUGACCUCUCCACCCAAAUUCCGCUUCUCUACGGUGACGGGGUAUUUCAGCCAGGAUGACCCCGCCACCGACCCCGACACGUUUGACUACGUCAAAUCAAAUUUCGGACUCAUUCACCGAAACUAUGAUCAGCACGAUGGAAAUGACCAGAUUGGCAGCCAAUGGCAGCGCUUUGAUGCCCACAUCCGGCGCCUGAACGCCAUCAGCGAGACCAAAAAGCUGAAACUCCUCUUCCUCGGACGCCACGGCGAGGGUGUCCACAAUGUCGCUGAGCGCAAGUAUGGCACUAAAAAAUGGGACGAUUACUGGUCUCUCCAAGAUGGAGACGAGGACGGUAGCUGGGUCGAUGCGCGUCUUACUGAACAAGGUAGAUGCCAGGCGCGGACUGCAAAUGGUGCCUGGGAGCAGCAGAUUAAGACUGGCAUUCCGGCGCCCGAAUCCUACUACGUUAGCCCCCUGAACAGAUGCCUUGAAACAGCCCAGAUUACGUUCAAGGAACUUGAAAUGAUUGGUACGGAUCCGUUCAAGCCAAUUAUCAAAGAGCUUCUCCGUGAGACGAUGGGCCAGCAUACUUGUGACCGCCGCUCGUUGGCUACGAAGAUCGCAGAAGAAUACCCGGAGUACCGCUUCGAGAACUUCUUCUCCGAGGAAGACCUCUUGUGGGAUCCUGAGGUCCGUGAGUCAAAUGAUGAGCGCAACGAUCGGCUUCGUUCUCUCUUGAAUGACAUCUUUGCUCGUGAUCAGAGUACAUACAUCUCGUUGACUGCUCAUUCUGGCGCCAUUACUAGCAUUUUGGAGGUUGUGGGCCAUCGCCAUUUUGCCCUGGCCACGGGUGCAGUGAUUCCUGUUCUUGUUUCGGUGGAGAAGGAACAUACCCCAUCACAGUCGUUGUAA